Messenger RNA from Thlaspi arvense, 1002 nucleotides. Lineage: Eukaryota; Viridiplantae; Streptophyta; Magnoliopsida; Brassicales; Brassicaceae. The record is from the annotation of a GenBank genome assembly.
CAGAGAGAGAGAUGAUGGUUGAUCCCUGUCGUGUUCGAGAGAGGAUAGGAUGUGUAUAGCAGUGUUUCUGUGGCAAUCGCAUCCGCUUUACCCUUUGCUUCUAUUUCUGAAUAGAGAUGAAUACCACAAGAGGGCGACGGAGGCGCUGCGUUGGUGGGAAGACGGAGAGACGAUGGGAGGAAGAGACCUGGUUGGCGGCGGGACGUGGCUGGGAUGCACGAGGCAUGGCCGUCUCGCUUUCCUCACCAAUUUCAGGGAGACCUCCUCCUUCCCGGAUGCUAAAUCCCGUGGAGAUCUUCCUCUUCGUUACUUGCAGAGCCAAAAGAGCCCUGCCGAGUUUGCGGAAGAGAUACAAGAGGAGGUUUCCCUAUACAACGGCUUCAACCUGGUUGUCGCUCAUGUCUUGUCCAAAUCCAUGGUUUACAUUACCAACCGGCCACGCCACGGUGACAAGCUCGUGACGCCAGUCUCUCCGGGGAUCCAUGUCCUUUCCAACGCCAACCUCGACUCUCCUUGGCCCAAGUGUCUGAGGCUGCGAGAGGGCUUCAAACAGCUUCUGGCUGACAACGAGGGUGGUGAAUUCCCGGUGAAGACCAUGGUGGAGGAGGUGAUGACUGAUACGGUCAAGGACCAAGAACCCGAGCUGCCUCACGUUUUCACGCCAGAGACUGAAUACCAUCUCAGCUCAAUCUUCGUCGACAUGCUUAGACCAGCUGGGCGUUAUGGGACCAGAAGCAUCUCGGCGCUCAGCAUCAAGUCCCAUGGUGAGGUCUCUUUCUACGAGAGGCAUCUUGAACAAGCUGAUGAUUCCUGGAAGGAACACACUCAACACUUUGUUGUACAAAACCAAAGCUUUGUUUGACCGACAUGAUGAACACACUUUGUAAUACAUAACCAAACCAUUUAUUUUGUGUAUCUGCACAUAAUAGUAAACAGAGCUGAUGUGUUUCUUUAUUCCAAGUUCCAACAAUCAAAAUACAAAUACAAUCAGAACAAAUCAAU